Molecule: messenger RNA, 7460 nt
Organism: Sarcophilus harrisii (Tasmanian devil)
Lineage: Eukaryota; Metazoa; Chordata; Mammalia; Dasyuromorphia; Dasyuridae
Gene: GAN
Product: gigaxonin
Exons: 11
Coding region: 1-1794 (597 amino acids)
Biological process (GO): cytoskeleton organization
Molecular function (GO): protein binding
Source: RefSeq, a predicted model, not a curated record
AUGGCGGAGAGCAGCGCCGUGUCCGACCCUCAGCACGCCACCCGGCUUCUCCGCGCUCUGAGCUCCUUCCGAGAGGAGGCCCGUUUCUGUGACGCGCACCUGGUGCUGGAGGGCGAAGAGAUCCCGGUGCAGAAGAACAUCCUGGCGGCCGCCUCGCCCUACAUCCGGACAAAAUUAAACUAUAAUCCUCCAAAAGAUGAUGGGUCAACUUAUAAAAUUGAACUUGAAGGAAUAUCAGUAAUGGUCAUGCGAGAGAUUCUGGAUUACAUCUUCAGCGGACAGAUCAGGCUAAAUGAAGAUACAAUCCAAGAUGUUGUUCAAGCAGCAGACUUGUUGCUGUUGACAGACCUGAAAACUCUCUGCUGCGAAUUUUUGGAAGGUUGUAUUGCUGCUGAGAACUGCAUUGGCAUUCGAGACUUUGCACUGCAUUAUUGUUUGCAUCAUGUACAUUAUCUUGCUACGGAAUACCUGGAGACUCAUUUCCGAGAUGUCAGCAGUACUGAAGAGUUCUUAGAAUUAAAUCCUCAAAAGUUGAAAGAAGUGAUUUCUCUUGAGAAGUUAAAUGUUGGGAAUGAAAGAUAUGUAUUCGAAGCAGUUAUUCGAUGGAUAUCCCAUGAUUCAGAAAUAAGAAAGGUCCACAUGAAGGAUGUUAUGUCAGCUCUAUGGGUUUCAGGGUUAGACUCCAGUUAUUUACGGGAACAGAUGUUGAGUGAACCAUUAGUACGAGAGAUCGUCAAAGAAUGUAGCAAUAUACCCCUCAGCCAACCACAACAAGGAGAAGCAAUGCUAGCAUCUUUCAAACCCAGGGGUUAUUCUGAAUGCAUAGUAACUGUUGGUGGUGAAGAAAGAGUUUCAAGGAAACCAACAGCAGUGAUGCGUUGUAUGUGCCCUCUUUAUGACCCUAAUAGACAACUUUGGAUUGAACUGGCCUCAUUAAGUGUUCCAAGACUUAACCAUGGAGUACUCUCAGCAGAAGGAUUUUUGUUUGUAUUUGGGGGCCAAGAUGAAAAUAAAAAGAUCCUGAGUUCAGGUGAAAAAUAUGAUCCAGAUUCUAAUUCAUGGAGUGCAUUACCACCAAUGAAUGAGGCAAGACAGAAUUUUGGAAUUGUGGAGAUAGAUGGAAUGCUUUAUGUUUUGGGUGGUGAUGAUGGUGAAAAAGAGCUGAUUUCCAUGGAAUGUUAUGAUAUAUAUUCUAAAACCUGGACAAAACAGCCUGAUUUGACCAUGGUUAGAAAGAUUGGCUGCUAUGCAGCAAUGAAAAAGAAAAUCUAUGCAAUGGGAGGAGGAUCAUAUGGAAAACUUUUUGAAUCUGUGGAGUGUUACGAUCCUAGGACUCAGCAAUGGACUGCUAUUUGUCCAUUAAAAGAAAGCAGAUUUGGGGCCGUGGCUUGUGGAGUUGCCUUAGAACUCUAUGUAUUUGGUGGAGUCAGAACUCGUGAAGAAGGUCAAAACAAUGAGAUGGUGACAUGCAAAUCAGAAUUCUACCAUGAUGAAUUUAAAAGAUGGAUUUAUCUUACUGACCAGAAUUUAUGCAUCCCAGCAAGUUCCUCUUUUGUUUAUGGAGCUGUUCCUAUUGGGGCCAGUAUCUAUGUGAUUGGAGAUCUUGAUACAGGUACCAACUAUGACUAUGUUCGUGAGUUUAAAAGAAGCACAGGCACUUGGCACCACACUAAACCACUCUUUCCAUCAGACCUUCGUCGCACUGGCUGUGCUGCCUUGAGAAUUGCAAAUUGCAAGCUUUUCCGACUGCAGCUUAAGCAAGGCCUAUUCCGCAUCCGUGUUCCUUCUCCCUGAAGGCUCUCUUGGAAGUGGAAUAGAAGCAAGAACCUGACAUCGUGCACCAGAACCUUAGCUUUAGAUAAGGCAGAACAGAGAGAACGACUAAAGCUUAACUCUCUACACUGUGAUUUGGCAUAGUAACUCUUGGGGGUUUGUAAUGCUUAAAAGCAUGAGUUUUAGCUCUGUUGGGGGAGAAAGUGACUAUUCCAAAACAACCUUAGGUGAGUGAAUGAACUUUUAUAGUCAGAAGCUUGUGGACUGAUGAAGAAUCAUCAGUACCAAGAAACAGAAGGGAAAUGGGAUUUAUAGAAUGUUAAAACUAAAAACUAAAACUAAAACACUAAGGUGCAUUUUCCUCAAAGGGAACUCCUUUUUACUAAGUCUGCUAUAUUAAAAUAGGUGGCUUUGGUAUACAGAAAAUCUGUAUGUAAACCAAUGUCUCUAAGCAUAACAACAAAUGCUUCUCUACAGCAGUCAUGCCCAGCUCUGCCCACCAACUUAAGGUCUGUGCUUAUGCCUGAGAGAGUGAAUGUGGACCUAGGUCUAUUGGUUACUAGUGCUAUCAGGAGAAUCUAUAAAUAUAUAUAUAUAUAUAUAUUUAAACAUAUAUAUAUUAUGAUCAGUUGCAACUACGGUAAUAAUAGAAUUCUAUCUUUUUAAGCACUCCAUCUGAAUAGUGUAAACAUUCAGUAUAUACAUGAUUCAGGAGGCAGCCCUCAUGAAUUUAAAGAAGCUGCUGACUUCUCUCUUAUGCUAAGAGAAGACUUGAAAUUAUGCUCCAUUAUCUUCCUCUGAAUAUGAACCCAGAUCUCCAUCCCCAUAGUAGAUAUAUAUGGUUGGGUUCUUUCUCCUUUGCUUACUCAUUUUUAUUUAUUUAUUUUUGUUUUACUUUGUUUUUAGCAACUAUUAGUGUAAUCAAGUUCUAGUCCCAGCAUAUAGAGAAUGAUGCCCCAUGCCUCAGGUUCUUCUUACUAUUACUUUCUGAGGUCUGUCCCACAGAGCUUAACCAGGGGCUAUCCUCUCCUCUCCUAAGCCAAGACUGGGGCCCAGAGCCAUGCUAUCUCACAAAUGAUCUUGCUCCCUGUGGUUCUUUCAGUGACUGCAAACUACAACUAUCCUCUCUGUCCUGGAAUGGAAACAAGUAACUCCUCUCUCCUACAAAUGCCUAUAGCCAGGAACAUCCUAACUCCUCUACUAUCGCAUUCAUCAAGUGUGUGCUAGCUCCUUCUCCCUCACAGCGGCAGCCUAGCCUAGGAGGUAUCUUCAGCACAGUUGUGCUUUGCUUCCCUUGACAAUGGAAGGUCCUUCAAUCUUCUCCUACUCAGUUGUCAUACCCCGACACUGUGAGAUGAAAGUUUCUAAGGUUGAGGAUGCCUCCCAACCCCAGCUGCUCUCAGGACUUGUUAUUUGUUGAUUCCACAGAGUUGGCUUGGAGGUGUUUGCUUCUCACUCAGGCUGAAUCUCCACCCCUGGAGGAUGUGUCUUUCCUGGGGGUCUUCUUAAGUUGUCUUAGGAAAACUGCUUUACCCUGACUUUUGUUUAUUUCUGCUGCUCUACAUUCCCUCCAUUCCCUCUGAGGAAAUGUUCUGUUUUGGGGGGAAUUUUUGUGGAGGAAAUUUGGAGAGCUGAAAGUUUUUUGACUUAUUCUGCUAUCUUCCCAGAAUCCUUUCAAAGACUUGAAAUUAUGAACAUCUUUCAUGUGAUUUUUAUUUCUGGGCUAACCUAUUUGGAGUUAUGAAGGAUCUUAGGAAAUAACCUUCUUCCAUCAUCAGUUAACCAAAACUCAUUGGUUUAAUAGGUCUGAAGAUUUUAAUAAGCAAGAAAAAUAUCGACAAAAAAGUUUUGUCAGAAAAACAAAAUGUAAGGCUGCUAGUUGUAAAGGAAACUGUCCAGGUAACAUAUCUUGGAUUUAAAAACCUGUUUUUAAGGAAAUCUUUAUUCUAAAGCACAUGAAAUCUUGUUUACUACUGUUUGAUUUGAACACUAUUUAGAAAGCGUUUUUGUCUAAUCAGUAGACUCUUUCCAAUAUUGUUCACCAAUAAGACUUCUUAAUCAAACUAUGGUAGUAUGAGUAAAGAUUGACUGGUAGAAUAAACUGCCUACCUCAACUUAAUUUUAUUUGUCAGUAAUAUAAUAAACUAAGCUUACAUAUCAUGGUUGGGGAAAAAAUAAAUCCUCUUCCUUUUCUCUCUCCUUCCCUCCCUCAAAACCUCACCUCUUCCCUAGCAAAAAAAGACUUCAUUUUAGCAGAACCUUUAUUUUAAAAUACUCUGUUUUUCACUCUUAACUCUUCAUAAUCUGAACUUUAUGCAAUAUCAAACUUUCUGGCCAGCUUGAUAUGCUUAGUUUUUAUUAAUUUUUUACUACUUAUUUUUCUUAGUAUAUAUGGUUGCAAAUUCUGCUAGUGUCAGACCUAAUUAGCAGGAUCUAUCUCAACAUUUAAUAAAUGGUAAGCUUUGGUUAUAAGCAAGGGUUUCUUGUAGAAACUUUUUGUGUAGAAUAUUUAUAUGCUGUCAUCAUGCAUAUAACAAAUUUUCCAUCAUGUUUAUCUACCAACUAGCAAAAAGUAAAAGGUGAUUGAUGUGCUUUUUUUCCCUCCUCUCAUGCCUGUCAGAAGAUAACACAGUUUUACUGAAAUGGAUUCAAGUAUAUGUACUUUCUGACCAGAUGUGCACUAUAAAGACUGUGCCAAAAGAAUCCUGAAGAAGGCUGUGUAUAGCACAGUGUCUUUCCCUUCUGGCCCUGAGAUGUUUGUGUGUGAAGUUACCAGGUUUUGUAUUUCACACUGGAAAUUUAUAUGCUGCACUAAAGCCAUUGGGCUGGCUUUGCUUGACAAUAAUGUUAGAUAAUUGUUUAAAUUAAACCAGGUUUUUUUCUUCUUGGUGUAUCCCAACACCAGUUGUUUUGUGCAAAUUUUCAUAAUGAUGUUAUCUUUUAAUCAAAGCAAGUCAACAAUGAAGAUACAUUUCAAGUAAAGCCAAGAAGAUGCCACAGUGAAGGAGUAGAAAAUACUUUUAAAAUUAGGUACUAGUUACAGAAGAAAAAAAAUCUCCAAAGAUGAUUUCCAGGCUGCAAUAUCUUGUGCCAGGUGCUUUCUCACCUAGAAUUGCAGUAUUUGGCAAAUGUUCAAAAUAAUAGCUGAGCUUUGUUUGAAUGGAGACUUUGGUAUCUUUGUUAAAGCCACUGUUUAUUUUAUGUAUAUGUGUGAUUUUUGUCAAAAUUUUAUAAUGCUUCUCCAAAUAAUGGUAGGAAUAUUAAUAGCAGCUCAUACUUGAGGGGAAGAAUCUCUUCAAAAAAGAAAAUUCACAGGAUUUUUUUUUUUUUUUGAUUAAUAGAUUCCUACUUGAAAUAUUUCUAUACCUAUGUAAUUCGGUAAAUUAAUCUUAAUAAAAUGAUUUUUUUUAAAUCAGCUUAUGAUGUAGCUACCCAAAUUAUAUAAUGUUUGUGAAAUAGACUUGCUAUAUGAUCAAGUAUGCAAUAACCAACAAAAGCUGCUAAGUGCCAAACUAUUAUUUUAAUUGUAUGUUAUUUUAACUUUGUAUAUAAGUAUUACAAAAAUCUUAUGUUGAAGUGCAGGGAUGUAUUUAAUAUCAUCAUGUUCUAAAAUAAAUAGUGGAUUUUUUUGUUUUAAAAUUAGAACUACUUCAGUAUUGGAAAAUAAUUUUAACUUAUUUUAUGCAGAUUUAUGUUCAAUACUCCACUUAUGCCUUGAAAUAACAUCAUAUUGUGAUGGAUGCAUUUUUCGAACUCCUUUUCAUUAGAGUACUUAUCCCAAUCAUGUAUAUAGUGAUUGGCAGCUGAUAAUAGGUCUUAAAAUUUUAAAUAUAAACACCUUCGGGUAAAAGUGCAAUUCAUAUUCACAAUCUCACCUAUAGGAGAGUUAUCUCAGGUUGUCAGAGCAAGUGGAAGUAUUAAAUGUCUCUCCUUUAUAUUAUGGUAUAUAUUAGUUUUAUUCUUCCUAUGGCCACAUGCUCUGGGAGAGAGGAAGUAGAAAAUGUUUGUGUUUUAGUGAAUGGUAAUGAGGGAAGGAGAUUGAAUUAGAUGACCUAAAAUUAUGAUUCUCUCCAAGAAUGGAUUUUCAAAGGAAACUUAAAAAUUGGGAUGAAGAUACUUUUUAGUUUUUGAGGACACUUAUAUCCUGUGAAGAGUGAGUGUAUGUAUGUAUGUGUUUGUAUAGCGGUAUGAAUGCUUAUAUGUUGUUUGAUAUGUUCUUUUAGCAUGAGUGUUAAUUUGUUGUUUUAAAAAUUUUAGUUCUGGUCUAUAUAUGUUACCAACAUUUGGUGCUUCAGAUUUAUUCUAGAACCUACUGAUCUUCAGUUUUAAACUGCUGUGUUAAUGAAUAAUUAGGCAAUAAAAUCCAUAUUGAGUUAUAAAUAUUGAAUAUUGAUAGAUUUUAAUGAGUUUGCUAGAUUUUUCUGGGGUUUUUUAGUUAAAUUAAAAAGUCUUGUUCAUCAAGUAAUUAUUGAUGGUAUGUUUUGUGCUGUACAUGCUAUUUAGGAAAUGUUUAGGAGUAAUAUUUAAUUUAGUAGCAAGUCAUGGAGAAUUAGUAACUAGAAAUAGACAUUAUAUCUAUAAGAUAUAAGAAAAGGUAAAAAUUUUCUGAGAUGUCUUAGAAAUAAGGGAACUUAAAAUAUAUGUUUUUAAGUAUUUCACCAUGCUAUAUUAAAAUUAUACUGGUACUUUUUUUGGUGAUGUGUUUAGCUUGAAAAUAUCAUUGUCUUAAUUUAUAAAUUGGGCUUAUUGCCAAGGACAUAUGCUGUGUUGGGUAAAGUAGAAGGGGAAAAAUAUCCAGUUGUGAGUAACAAAAUGUUUCUAUUAGUGUGCCAUACAGAGAGGACUCUCCUCCCUAGUGCCCGUGAUAUUCACUAUUAGUAGGUUAGACACCUAGGGAAUUCCAUUAACUCUUUUUGUUUCAUUAAAAUAUUUGAUACAUUUCUGCUGCAGCAUAUAAAAUCCAUAAUCCAAAACCAUUUUCAAGACGAUGAUUAAAAAGAUUAUAUUAACACCUCUUAGUAUGUUGGUAUACAAGAGAGAUGGGAACAUACUUGUGGUCAAUUUUCAUAUUCUUGGAUUGGAAGAAAUAAACUAACAUACACACCUUUGAUCAUUGAAAAAGAGCUCUUAUUAUCAGAAGCAUAGGGCCCCUUAAAAACCACUGUGAAGUGAAGAAUCUUAGAACUAAGCAAGUUCUUUUCUUUUUAAUUAGCUGCCUCUGAAUACUAUGAUGAAGUAACAAGCAGCCAUUAAAUGGGUAAUUAAAAGUUCAUAUCUGGACAUCCAGAAAAGGCAGUCAGUAGAUAUUCUCUCACUAAAUCAAUUAACAACCAUUUAUUGAGCAUUUGUUGUGUGUGUUUUUCUGAGAGUUGUAGGAAUUGUGAAUAUAUAAAAGAUAAGUUUUGCCUACAGAAAACUAUAGGCCUAAUUGAUGGUUCCCAGAGUAUCCUGAAAGAAAUAAGACAUUCAUUAUAAUAGUGGCUCAUAUUGCUGGUCCCUAGAAAAGUGGUUUUGUUUUUUGUAUGAAGUGCUGUCCUAAUAAUGUAGGGAAAAUAGUAUGAAAUAAAAAUUUUGAAGUGCCUGUUGUAUCUUAUUCACAACUUAAUGGCAUUCAUUUUGUAACAUAGGAUUUUAAGAGAGAGAAAUACAUUAAAACUAAGAGUGUGGAUCACUGAUAUCCUCAUAAU